CAAAAAAAAUGUCUUGAAAUACAUGCCGAAUAUUAUCAAGGAAUUUCAAAUCUCUUAAAAGAUACUGAUGUCUCAUUAUUCUUGGCUGCACCAUCCCCGGGAAUCGAUCCUCUUCAAAUAAUCAACGAGACAGGAAUGGUAAUUAGUGGUAUGCUUGCUCCUGGCAUGAGUGGAUAUUCGGUUGGCAACCAAAAUUAUAGCAAUAAAAGAUUAAAAAGACAUAUUGGGGAUGAUGUUGAAAUAAGCGGUGAGGAGGCUUAUAAUUCCGAAAAUCAAAGACAUAAACAUAGGCGAGCGCCAAGACAACUUUGGACUGAUGAUGAAGUAGAACGAUUAAAAGCUGCUUACGAUAAACAUAACGGCGACUGGGAAUUAAUUAUCAAAGAAUUCGAACCUGAAAGAACUAGUUCAAACUGUCCUACUUGGUUCACUAAACAAUACAAGAAAGGCAUUAUUGAUGAAAGCGCACGCCAAAUGGGGCUUCGAGCUGUUGAAUCUGGAAAAUUGAUUGACCUGACAAAAUCGAAUACGAUCAUUGAGUAUCAUAAUUCACAAAUGUUGGGCAGUGAAAAUAUUGACGAUGAAGGAGCUGAAUACGAGCAAGAAAACGCUGAUCACGACCCUUGGCAAGAAGAAGGCAAUGACGUUGCACCAAAUCUUUUCGAUUCGACAAAUCAACUUUCUGACAAUGCUUCAUUAGACAAAAGUAUGCACGCAACAAAUAGUCUUCCAACUGAUCAAAUGCGUCGAAAUGAUGGCAAGUUAAGAAAUUUGUAUACAAUUCCAUUUUUUUUGAGAAGUGGACGAAGAUAUCUGCCAUUCUUUACUUUAUUCGGAAUUAUGUUCAUAAUUACAUCAGUAACUAUUGUAAACAUAUUUAUGAGCGAUGAAUUAAUUAUUGAAAGUAGAACUUUUGAACCACAACCUUAUAUAGGUUUACAUCCAAAUGUAAAACCAAUUCUUCCAAAAGGUUCAUCAAUUUACCAUGUUAGUAAAGAAUUUGGAACGGCUACGAUGGGUGGAUUAGGACAUGUUGUUACAGCUUUGGCGGAGGGACAAUCUAUGAACAGCCGGUUGAAUAUCAAUGUUAUAAUACCAUCUUAUAGUUUUUUACAAACACUGUACAAGUGUGAAUUUUACGCUCAUUUAUCAAUUAAAAUUCAAAAUAGUUAUGGUGAAUGGAAACCUGUCAACUUCGGAGUUCUAAGGUUUUUAUGGAAUGUUAACGAAAAUCCUGAUAUCCUCAGCGAUAACCCACCACAAUUACGAAGAAUUUGGGUUUACAUAAUUGAACCCUCCACAAAUUAUCCACCUUUUGAUUUGGCUUUUCGAGCAUCCAGUGCUCUUGAAAUAUAUUCAGCGCCACAAGGAUUACCUCAGGAAUGGAUGAAUUUAUAUUUUUGUAAAGCAGUUGCCGAACUUAUAACAUACUUGGAUAAGCAUGCGGAAACACCACUUUUUGCUCGACUUGAUAAUAGAGGAGUAGACGUUGUGCAUCUUCAUGGAGCAACGAAUGCAUUGGUGAUAGAUUUUCUCAGAGAAUUAUAUGAUGAAGACCAGUAUAGCAAACCAUCACCUCCAAUCGUUUAUACUAUGCAUGAUUAUUUAGAAGAGCAAUUAUAUUCAACUCUACUUGCCAACUUUAAAAUGUUCAGGAAUUCAAGUAACGAUAUUAAUAGUAUUGAUGAAUAUUUAAACUAUAUUCAUGGUCGUCGAUUUUAUCCAUCAGCUCUUGCAAUUGAUAGAGCCCAAAUAAUAACCUUUGUUUCUGAAACCAUGGCAAAAGAAAUGGUAGAGGGAUCUUUAGAUUUUCGUGCAAAGGAAUUAAUUAUGCCGAGUAUUCUUCAUCGUGCAUCAAAAG
Molecule: messenger RNA, 1861 nt
Organism: Racocetra persica
Lineage: Eukaryota; Fungi; Glomeromycota; Glomeromycetes; Diversisporales; Gigasporaceae
Source: the annotation of a GenBank genome assembly